Tuber aestivum (summer truffle) is the source of this 188-nucleotide messenger RNA. NCBI's taxonomy places the organism in Eukaryota, Fungi, Ascomycota, Pezizomycetes, Pezizales, Tuberaceae. The record is from the annotation of a GenBank genome assembly.
CCACGAAUAAUCCUCCGACCCAUCAAAUGUCACAGGCACGUCAUACUCGACGUAUGCACUCCGACAGGCUCCAUCGAACGCUGGGUUAUUCCCAAAAGCCUCGGAACAUUAGAGUACAGAGAGAGGCGAGGAAGAUCUCUGGCAGGUGGGGAGAUCUCUGGGCGCUUGGAGCAAAAAACACUCUCAAG